AUGCCAAGGCCGUCAUACAUGAAGCCAUACCCCGAUUGGAUCGACAAGUUAUACCCAUUCCCUAGAGGGUACAAAGUACCCGAGUUCAGCUUGUUUUCUGGUGAGGAGAAGGUUCAGUCGACGGUGGAGCACGUGGCACGAUUAUCGGCUCAAUAUGGCGAGGCAGGAGCUCAUAACUUCUGGAAAUUACGUCUAUUCGCGAGUUCCCUCACUAAGAUAACGUUUACGUGGUAUUCCCACUUAUCGCCUAACUCGAUAGGCUCGUGGAAAGAUUUGGAAACAAAGUUCCAUGAAGAAUUUUACAUAGCAGCACCCGAUGUCACUUUGGAUGAUUUAGCAAGAAUAUCUCAAUUGCCGAGCGAAACGGUAGAGAAAUACAUAAGCCGGUUCCGGAACUUGAGAACGAGGUGCAUGACUCAAAUCUCCGAGGGAGAUUGCGUGCCAAUGGUUGUGAAAGGAAUGAACUUCUCCAUGAGGGAACAUUUCAAAGGACAUCACUUUAGAGAUUUGUUUGAACUCACAAACAGGGUUACGAGCUACAAGCGAUUGCUCCAAGAGAAGGAACAGAGGCGAGGUUCCUCUAAGGGCACGUAUUACCGAGAUCAGCUUGACGUCGCAGUAAUCUCAGAUAGUGAAGAUGACUCAUCGGAUGAUGAGGUAUGUAUGGCCGAAUUCUUGGGUAAAAACCCCACAGAGUGCGCAGCCUUAAAAAAGCCAGGGUACAUGAAGAAGAAUAAGGUAUUGAUCAUACGGAAAGAGUACUCAUUUGAUUUGACGAAAGCCGAUGAAAUUUUCGACGCCUUGUUGAAAGAUGGGUAA
Messenger RNA from Mercurialis annua (annual mercury), 819 nucleotides. RefSeq lists its product as uncharacterized. The record is from RefSeq and is a predicted model, not a curated record. Lineage: Eukaryota; Viridiplantae; Streptophyta; Magnoliopsida; Malpighiales; Euphorbiaceae. Bases 1 to 819 code for a protein of 272 amino acids. The transcript has a single exon.